UCUGUUUUGCAAAGUGCUCCAAUUGGGAACUGAUAAUAUAUACGCUGACCAUGUCCAUUAAGAGGCGUAAUACUGAAAUUUGAUAACAUAAAACAUACUUACAAGUGGAGUUAAUCUAUGCUGCUACAAAUGUGCUGAUCGAAAACGCUUCAGCUGCCUUAGAGUUUAGACGCGAACAAGGAGAACAGCAAAGGUCGAAAAUUAUGGCGAUAUUUAAUAACCGCGUGCAGCGUCGCUUCGACGUUGACAGCAAAGUUUGAGAGAGCGCGUGCGAGAGCGAGACAGCAUAUCAGCAAAGAGAGUAAGUCUGAUCGAGCCAGAGAGAAGGGAGCGCGCAAGCAUAUCAGAACUUGAAAUUCAACAAAAAGCUCUCGCCUAACUGUUUCACAGUCACAACUCCCCUCACCACCAAUACCAAUACGCACGCCACCAGCUCCACUCUCUCACUCACACUCACACUCCUUGGCAUACAUAUAUAAUGGGUCUGCAGGUGGCAGCCACUUUUGUUGCAGCCAACUUGUUUGCAGUCCUGUUGCUUACCUGGACGCCAGCGACCGUCGAUGCAGUCCAUGCAAAUUUUUCGGAUUUUCCUUAUAUACAAUAUCUGACACAUCCGCCGGAGAUCAUCAAGAAGCCGCAGAAUCAGGGCGUGCGCGUUGGGGGCGUGGCCAGCUUCUACUGCGCGGCACGCGGGGAUCCGCCACCCUCCAUAGUGUGGCGCAAGAACGGCAAAAAAGUAUCAGGCACUCAAUCCCGUUACACGGUGCUGGAGCAACCGGGCGGCGUUUCCAUACUGCGCAUCGAGCCGGUGCGAGCGGGACGGGACGAUGCACCAUACGAAUGCGUCGCCGAGAACGGCGUGGGCGACGCCGUAUCCGCAGAUGCAACUUUAACCAUAUAUGAAGGCGAUAAAACACCCGCAGGCUUUCCGGUUAUAACGCAGGGCCCGGGCACACGCGUCAUCGAGGUGGGCCACACCGUCCAAAUGCAAUGCAAAGCCAUUGGCAAUCCGCCGCCCACCAUCUACUGGAUCAUCAACCAGACCAAGGUGGACAUGACCAAUCCUCGAUAUGUCAUUAACAAUGGUGUAUUACAAAUCAACAACAGCAGCGAGGAGGAUCAGGGAAAAUACGAGUGCGUGGCAGAGAACUCGAUUGGCACGGAGCACUCGAAGGCAACCAAUUUGUAUGUAAAGGUUCGUCGCGUCCCGCCUACUUUCUCCCGCCCGCCAGAGCACAUAAGUGAGGUGAUGCUGGGUUCCAAUCUGAAUCUAUCAUGCGUAGCUGUCGGGUCACCCAUGCCGCACGUUAAGUGGAUGAAGGGAGCACAAGAUCUGACACCGGAGAACGAUAUACCCAUAGGUCGGAAUGUUUUACAGUUAACUAAUAUACAGGAGAGCGCGAACUUCACCUGCAUAGCUGCCUCCUCGCUCGGCCAGAUCGAUGCAGUAUCCGUGGUCAAAGUGCAAUCACUGCCAACGGCGCCGACGGAUGUGCAAAUAUCCGAAGUGACCGCAACGUCGGUGCGUCUGGAGUGGUCGUACAAGGGACCCGAAGAUCUGCAGUAUUAUGUCAUUCAGUACAAGCCGAAGAAUGCGAAUCAAGCCUUCAGCGAGAUCAGCGGCAUUAUAACCAUGUACUAUGUGGUGCGCGCCCUGAGCCCGUAUACGGAGUACGAGUUCUAUGUGAUAGCUGUUAACAACAUUGGGCGUGGUCCGCCCUCGGCGCCAGCGACUUGCACCACGGGCGAUUUCUCAUUCGGUGGGACAAAAAUGGAAAGUGCGCCACGUAAUGUGCAAGUGCGGCCGUUGAGCUCCUCAACGAUGGUUAUUACUUGGGAGCCACCAGAGACGCCCAAUGGACAAGUGACCGGCUACAAGGUGUACUACACGACUAACCCGAAUCAGCCGGAAGCCUCCUGGAACUCCCAAAUGAUUGACAAUAGCGAAUUGACAACGGUCUCGGAAUUAACGCCUCAUGCCAUCUACACAGUCCGUGUGCAGGCGUACACCUCAAUGGGAGCCGGUCCUAUGUCCACCCCUGUGCAGGUGAAGACACAGCAAGGUGUGCCAUCACAACCGAGCAAUUUCCGGGCCACUGAUAUCGGCGAGACCGCAGUCACAUUGCAGUGGUCCAAGCCGACUCAUUCCAGCGAGAACAUUGUGCACUACGAGCUCUACUGGAAUGACACAUACGCCAAUCAGGAUCAUCACAAGCGAAUCUCGAACUCCGAGUCUUACACGCUUGAUGGUUUGUAUCCCGAUACCCUCUACUACAUCUGGCUGGCGGCACGUUCGCAGCGCGGCGAGGGCGCAACGACACCGCCCAUCCCCGUUCGCACCAAGCAAUAUGUACCAGGUGCUCCGCCACGCAAUAUCACGGCGAUAGCGAACAGCUCGACAACGAUCGCGCUAAGCUGGCUGCCUCCGCCCGCGGAGCGCUCCAACGGCCGGAUCAUAUACUAUAAGGUGCUGUUCGUCGAGGUGGGCCGGGCGGACGACGAGGCGUCCACUCUGACCCUGAACAUGACCCAGAUUGUGCUUGACGAGCUCAAGCGCUGGACCGAAUACAAGAUCUGGGUGCUAGCCGGCACCUCUGUAGGCGAUGGUCCGCGCUCCCACCCGAUCAUAACACGCACCCUAGAGGAUGUGCCCGGAGAUCCGCAGGAUGUCAAAGCUACGCCCCUAAACUCAACAUCCAUACAUGUGAGCUGGAAACCGCCACUUGAAAAAGAUCGGAAUGGCAUCAUACGCGGCUAUCAUAUCCACGUGCAGGAAAUGCGAGAUGAGGGAAAGGGCUUUCUCAACGAACCUUUCAAGUUCGAUGUGGUCGACACGCUGGAAUACAGUGUGACCGGCCUGCAACCCGACACUAAAUACUCGAUUCAAGUCGCAGCUCUGACGCGCAAGGGUGACGGCGAUCGUAGCACUGCGGUGAUUGUAAAAACCCCCGGAGGAGUGCCUGUACGACCGACAGUAAGUCUUAAAAUUAUGGAACGCGAACCAAUAGUCUCCAUUGAACUGGAAUGGGAACGACCGGCACAAACAUACGGCGAACUGCGUGGCUAUCGCCUGCGCUGGGGCGUCAAGGAUCAACCACUGAAGGAGGAGAUGCUCUCCGGACCACAGAUGACCAAAAAACGAUUCAACGAUCUUGAACGCGGCGUAGAGUACGAGUUUCGUGUAGCAGGCAGCAAUCAUAUUGGCAUUGGGCAGGAAACAGUCAAGAUCUUCCAGACUCCUGAGGGAACACCUGGCGGACCACCGGCGAACAUAACCAAACGCUUCCAAACCCCCGAUGUGCUUUGCGUCACUUGGGACCCACCAACCCGCGACCAUCGCAAUGGAAUCAUCACACGCUAUGAUGUGCAGUUCCAUAAGAAAAUCGACCAUGGGCUGGGCUCAGAGCGAAAUAUGACGCAGCGCAAGGCGGUUUUCACCAACCUGGAGGAGAACACCGAGUACGUUUUUCGCGUGCGGGCGUACACGAAACAGGGCGCCGGCCCAUUUAGUGAGAAGAUGAUUAUAGGAACGGAGCGGGACAUGGGACGAGCUCCAAUGUCUGUACAGGCGGUGGCCACCUCCGAGCAGACAGCGGAAAUCUGGUGGGAGCCGGUGCCAAGUCGUGGCAAGCUACUAGGCUAUAAGAUCUUUUACACCAUGACGGCCGUCGAGGAUCUAGAUGAUUGGCAAACGAAGACCGUAGGUCUAACCGAAUCGGCCGAUCUGGUCAAUCUAGAGAAGUUUGCCCAAUAUGCCGUGGCCAUCGCGGCCAGGUUUAAGAAUGGACUGGGACGUCUUAGUGAGAAGGUUACGGUGCGCAUCAAGCCAGAGGAUGUCCCACUCAAUCUGCGUGCUCACGACGUCAGCACACAUUCCAUGACUCUCUCCUGGUCACCACCCAUACGCCUUAAUCCCGUCAACUACAAGAUCAGCUUCGAUGCGAUGAAGGUGUUUGUGGACUCGCAAGGCUUCUCUCAAACACAAAGUGUGCAGAAGCGUGAAAUAAUUCUAAAGCACUUCGUGAAGACGCACACGAUCAACGAGCUGAGCCCUUUUACCACAUACAACGUAAAUGUGAGCGCCAUUCCCUCGGAUUACUCCUACAGACCGCCGACGAAGAUAACGGUGACCACUCAAAUGGCUGCCCCACAGCCCAUGGUCAAGCCCGAUUUCUACGGCGUGGUAAAUGGCGAGGAGAUAUUGGUUAUACUGCCGCAGGCAUCCGAGGAGUAUGGCCCCAUCUCGCACUACUACUUAGUUGUGGUACCCGAGGAUAAGUCAAAUCUGCACAAGAACCCCGAUCAAUUCCUCACCGACGAUCUGCUGCCCGGUCGUAAUAAGCCAGAGCGCCCCAAUGCACCAUAUAUAGCUGCUAAGUUUCCACAGCGCUCGAUACCCUUCACCUUCCAUCUUGGCUCAGGCGAUGACUAUCACAAUUUCACCAAUCGGAAGCUGGAGAGAGAGAAGCGCUAUCGCAUCUUUGUGCGCGCCGUCGUAGAUACCCCCCAAAAGCAUCUGUAUACAUCCAGUCCCUUCUCCGAGUUCUUAUCACUUGACAUGCGCGAGGCGCCGCCCGGCGAACGUCCCCAUCGUCCUGACCCCAACUGGCCCUCAGAGCCGGAGGUUUCCGUUAAUCGCAACAAAGAUGAGCCGGAGAUACUGUGGGUGGUGCUACCCCUGAUCACUGCCUUUGUUGUCUCAACCACACUGAUCGUGCUGUAUGUGGUUAAGCGUCGCAGGCAACCCUGCAAAACCCCUGAUCAGGCAGCUGUUACGCGUCCUCUGAUGGCCGCUGAUUUGGGGGCUGGCCCAACGCCCAGCGAUCCGGUUGAUAUGCGCCGACUAAACUUCCAGACGCCUGGCAUGAUCUCACAUCCGCCCAUACCCAUCUCAGAGUUUGCCAAUCACAUUGAGAGACUUAAGGCCAAUGACAAUCAGAAAUUCUCGCAGGAGUACGAGAGCAUCGAGCCUGGCCAGCAAUUCACCUGGGACAAUUCCAACUACGAGCACAAUAAGUCCAAGAACCGGUAUGCCAAUGUCACCGCCUACGACCAUUCACGUGUCCAGCUGCCCGCCCAGGAGGGCGUCCUCGGCUCGGACUACAUCAAUGCCAACUACUGUGACGGGUAUCGCAAGCAUAAUGCCUAUGUAGCCACCCAGGGACCUUUGCAGGAGACCUUCGCCGAUUUCUGGCGCAUGUGCUGGGAGCUGAAGACGGCGACGAUUGUGAUGAUGACCCGGCUGGAGGAGCGCACACGCAUCAAGUGCGAUCAGUAUUGGCCCUCCCGUGGAACCGAGACUUACGGCCAGAUCUUUGUCACCAUCACCGAGACCCAGGAGCUGGCCACCUACAGCAUUCGCACGUUCCAACUGUGCCGUCAGGGCUUCAACGAUCGCCGCGAGAUAAAGCAGCUGCAGUUCACGGCUUGGCCGGAUCACGGUGUGCCCGAUCAUCCUGCUCCCUUCCUGCAGUUCCUGCGUCGCUGUCGCGCCCUCACUCCACCCGAGUCCGGGCCAGUUGUGGUUCACUGCUCAGCGGGUGUGGGUCGCACUGGCUGUUAUAUUGUCAUUGACUCGAUGCUAGAGCGGAUGAAGCACGAGAAGAUCAUCGAUAUCUAUGGCCAUGUGACAUGCUUGCGCGCCCAGCGCAACUACAUGGUGCAAACGGAAGACCAGUAUAUCUUCAUUCACGAUGCGAUCCUGGAAGCCAUUAUAUGUGGAUCGACAGAGGUAGCCGCACGCAACUUGCAUAGCCAUUUGCAGAAGCUGCUCACCACCGAGCCAGGCGAGAGCAUUUCGGGGAUGGAGGUGGAAUUCAAGAAACUCUCGAAUGUCAAGAUGGACUCCUCCAAAUUUGUAACCGCUAACUUGGCCUGCAACAAGCAUAAGAAUCGUCUAGUUCACAUUCUGCCCUAUGAAUCGAGUCGCGUUUAUUUGACGCCCAUCCAUGGAAUCGAGGGCAGCGACUAUGUCAAUGCCAGUUUUAUCGAUGGCUACCGGUAUCGCUCGGCCUACAUUGCGGCUCAGGGACCAGUUCAGGACACCGCCGAGGACUUCUGGCGUAUGCUCUGGGAGCACAACUCCACCAUAGUUGUUAUGUUAACAAAGCUCAAGGAAAUGGGCAGGGAGAAGUGCUUCCAAUAUUGGCCUCACGAGCGCUCCGUACGUUAUCAGUAUUACGUUGUGGAUCCCAUCGCCGAGUAUAAUAUGCCGCAAUACAAACUGCGAGAGUUUAAGGUUACCGACGCUCGUGAUGGUUCUUCCCGCACCGUUCGCCAGUUCCAGUUCAUAGACUGGCCAGAGCAGGGUGUUCCAAAGUCUGGCGAGGGCUUCAUCGAUUUCAUCGGGCAGGUCCACAAGACCAAAGAGCAAUUCGGGCAAGAUGGUCCCAUCACGGUCCACUGCUCAGCCGGCGUGGGCCGCACGGGCGUCUUUAUCACACUCAGCAUUGUGCUCGAGCGCAUGCAAUACGAAGGUGUGCUCGAUGUUUUCCAAACGGUGCGCAUUUUGCGAUCUCAGCGACCCGCCAUGGUGCAGACGGAAGAUCAAUAUCACUUUUGCUAUCGCGCUGCCUUAGAGUACUUGGGCUCGUUCGACAACUAUGCAAACUGAAGAACCAAGCAGAAGCUGAAACAGUAGCAGGAAAAUAAGUAGGAGCUGGAGUUAAAGUCCGGGCUACAGAGCAGAAACAACAGUGUCAACUCCAUGUUCAUGUUAAAUGUUGCAUGUUCGUUGUUUUCAAUUGUACGCAUAAAUACGCAUUUACGAUAAACACGGAUACCUUAACUUUAAAGUAUUAUA
Molecule: messenger RNA, 6802 nt
Organism: Drosophila navojoa
Lineage: Eukaryota; Metazoa; Arthropoda; Insecta; Diptera; Drosophilidae
Gene: Lar
Product: tyrosine-protein phosphatase Lar
Biological process (GO): protein dephosphorylation
Molecular function (GO): protein binding; protein tyrosine phosphatase activity
Source: RefSeq, a predicted model, not a curated record